Molecule: messenger RNA, 5659 nt
Organism: Mytilus trossulus (common blue mussel)
Lineage: Eukaryota; Metazoa; Mollusca; Bivalvia; Mytilida; Mytilidae
Product: putative helicase MOV-10
Exons: 17
Coding region: 198-3596 (1132 amino acids)
Biological process (GO): regulatory ncRNA-mediated post-transcriptional gene silencing
Cellular component (GO): P granule; cytosol
Molecular function (GO): 5'-3' RNA helicase activity; RNA binding; ATP hydrolysis activity
Source: RefSeq, a predicted model, not a curated record
UUGAAAUCUCCAAAACGUUUUUAGUCGGGGGAUUUCCAAAACGAAAAUUAUGAAACAAUAAGUACAAGAACCGUUGAUUUGGAAAUUCCCGCAAAAUAUUUACCAUUAUUUUUCUCUUUCCUUUUCAUUUGGCAUGCAUUUUUUGUAGCUUUUCUCCGCUUUAGAAAGGACACUAGCAAACUGUUAGAUGAUCAAACAUGAAAGGCACCAAUUUUCGGCUGUUUAAUGAAAGCAAAGACCGUGGAUUGGAUUUUCUUAGAUUUCUGUCUACAGAACAGAUUUCUAUUCAAAAUCAAGAGAAAGAGAAGAUAAAGACUGUUUAUAAUUCUGGCUACAAUGCUUACAGAAAACAGAUAAAACCAGAUGAAUCUCAGAUCCCAUUUCCAGUUAUUGUUAAAGCCCUGUUUACAAUGGGAAAGCUUCAUUUGCGAGAAAACAGAAUGUUUUCAGGAGAAGCACCUUUACAAUAUAUCAACUCCCAUCAGAAUAGGUCUCCCAGGCAGCAAAACAGUGCAUAUCAAAAUUUACCUGCACCAAAACCUUCAGAGAAUUCACACAGAAAAAAUGGUAAAAACCAAAAUACAAAGACGCCACCAGCCAGUGUCAAACAAAGGGGUACUGAAAAUCAAAACACAGAGUCAGGGGCACCUAAAAAAAGACCUAGAAACAGGAGGUUUAAACGAAAAUUUCCUGGUCGAGUUGCAGUUGAUCAGCAUCUUCUAAUAAAUAAAGAGUCUACAAGUGAAAGCGAUGCGGAGUCACCUGGAGAUGACACAUCACCAAACCAUAUCACUAAUGCUAAUACAUUUAAAGUUUCUGAUUUUGAUCUUUACACACGUAAGAUUGGAAAUAUCUUUGAAUGCAUUGCAUGCUUAGCAAAAUGUACAUCUAGAGAUGAAAUUGAACGUCAUUUAGAAGGGAAAAGGCAUAGACUUGGUGUAAUGACUUUUGAAUUGAAGAAAAGAAGAAAUGAAUUGGUUCAAGAUCAGAAAGGUAUACAGAUACUAAGUGAUGUCCCUUGUGUAGACAGUACUUUUUGUUUGACAAUCAAUGAGAAGGUUCCAAAGACGAUAGUUUUGUCCAUUAAGAAUAACAGUAGUGACAGUUGUGAGUUAGUCCACUGUGAAUUGCUGAAGCGGAUCAGAGUUUUCCAGUUAGAUGAUGACCAUCGUGUGACAGAAUCACAGGAGACUAUGAAUAUACUGCCAGGUGGGACAUAUAAGAUUAGAGUGAAAACAUCUGCCAAAAAUGUUGGUACAUAUCAUGCUCCAGUAGCUUUCCACUUCCACAGAUAUGAUGACCAAGAAUUCCAUAUCAUCAAAUUUCUCUCUGCAAGAUGUAUAAAUGAUAUUACAGAGAAUAUAAAGCCAAGUCUGCCAUAUAAACGGCAGUCAAGAAGAGCAUUACAAAGGUUAACUAAGGAAAUUGUAGCAGGCUAUCCUGUACCAAAACUUUAUGGUGAUAAUCUUAAAAGGGAAAUAGAGUUAAAGACUUACCUAAUCCCUGGUUCAACUCGCCUCUUAGUAAAUAAAGGAUUGAAAGACACAAAAGGCCUGACACAGGUGCAGAAAGUAGAGCUGACUGUUAUAAAAUCGGCUAUUGAGAAGCCAGUAGAACUUGGUAUUUAUGUGAAGAGAUUUCAGAAUUUGAUGCAUUUCGAAGAGAUACAAAUGGAAUAUGAUAUACGAAAAUAUGACCUUGAAAAUGUCCCAAUGGUGUUUUGUUCUGAAAACAGUAGACUGCUGAAACUAGAAGUUCCAGGAUUAGCAGAGAAUAGACCAUCUGUUUUGAGGGGAGACAGACUUUAUGUAAGAGUAAACAACAAUGAACACUUAGGUGACAAAGAGUACCAGGGCUAUGUACAUGAAGUAAGACAACUGGAGGUAGUUUUAGGAUUUGAUGAUAGUUUGAUCCAACGAUUCAUAGGGAACAUGAAGUUUAAUGUCAGAUUUGAGUUUAACAGAUUACCUAUGAGACUUCAGCACCGAGCUUGUGAACUUGCCAUAGAAGAAGGUCUGGAACAUAAAAUUCUAUUCCCUGACCGUAGGACUGUAUGUACAGAACAGACCUCUCACCCUGUAAAUGCACAGCUUAGGUAUUUCUGCAGAGCAAUAGAGGCAAAUGAGAAGCAACAAAUUGCUGUGAAACAUAUAACAUUAGGAACAUCUCGUCCUUCACCAUAUAUUGUAUUUGGUCCACCAGGAACUGGCAAAACCUUUACCAUAGUAGAAGCCAUAAAACAGAUAUGGAAAACCAAGCCUAAUGCUCACAUUUUAGCAUGCACACCAUCAAACAGCGCUGCUGACCUGAUAGCUGAACGUUUACUGGAACACAUUCCUCAACGAGAUAUACUCAGGUUAAAUGCAGCAUCUAGGAGUUAUAAUACUAUUCCUGAAAAAGUCAAGCCUGUUUGUAACUACAGUGCAGCCACUAGACAGUUUGUAUAUCAUACCAAAGAAGAUAUAAUGAAAUACAGGAUAAUUAUUUCUACCUUAGUGACUGCAGGAAGGUUAUCCUCAGCUAAUUUUCCCACAGGACAUUUCAGUCAUGUGAUUGUAGAUGAGGCAGGACAUGCUGUAGAACCAGAACUUUUGAUUGGUGUAGCUGGCAUCCUUAAUAUUGACCCCCAUAUCCCAGGUGGAUGUGGACAGCUGGUAUUAGCAGGAGAUCCUCAGCAGUUAGGACCAAUUCUUAGAUCGCCGUUUGCUAUAAAAUAUGGAUUAGAUAAAUCUUUGUUGGAGCGAUACAUGGUGGACCAAGAUGUAUAUGCCAAACCUUAUGAUGAGAGAAUAAUUACUAAACUUCUAAACAACUAUAGAUCUCAUCCUGACAUUUUAUAUCUACCAAAUAAAUUGUUUUAUGAUGACGAGCUAGUAGUAAUGGCUGACCAGAUUAUGAGGGAAAGCCUUUGUGAUUGGGAGAAACUCCCUAAUAAAGGUUUUCCUAUCAUAUUUCAUGGAGUCAUUGGUCAGGACAUGAGAGAAGCAAGAAGUCCUUCAUUUUUCAAUGCUGAAGAAGUUUCUGUUGUUCAUAGUUAUGUCAACAGUUUGUUGAAGGAAAAGAAACGAGGAUUGAAGAUAAAUUCAAAGGAUAUUGGCAUAAUCUCCCCUUACAGAAAACAGGUACAAAAGUUACAACAAUUAAUGAAGUCCAAAACAUGGGGAGAAAUACAGAUAGGAUCAGUGGAGGAAUUCCAGGGACAGGAGAAGAAAAUUAUAAUAGUUUCUACUGUCAGGAGUAACCCUGAAUACCUCUCUCUUGACAUGGACUUUAAACUAGGAUUUCUCAAAAAUCCAAAGCGAUUCAAUGUGACCUUGACCCGAGCUAAAGCUUUGUUGAUAGUGGUGGGAAACCCUGUCACUUUGUCACAUGAUAACAACUGGAAACAAUUUAUAAAGUACUGCCAGAAUAAUAAAGCCUAUGUAGGUGUAGAAUUUGAAGAUGAAGAAACUAUGGUUGAAGACAUAAUAGACAGAUUAAAUACCUUAGGACUCUCUGAUCCUAAACCUCAAGCAGAGUCGGAACCUGAAGAACCAGUUAUUAGUGUUGAAGAUUACAGUCAAUUUAAUGACCAGCCAUGGCGUUCUGAUUUAUAGACAGGAAAUAGGAAAAAAUCUAUAUAGGUAUAUGAGGAACAGAACAGAAAAGAAAGAAAAAACCAAAUAAACUCAUGCAAAUAAAAACUAACCUUUUAAAUACCCAUGAUGCAAUUAAGAUUGUGAGAUGGUAGAGGGUUAUAAAAGUUAUAUGAUAUACUUCACAACUGAAAAUGGCAAAAUGGCAUGCUUUUAUCCUUUCGUAAUAUAGUUUUUAAUAAUUCUAUGUGUUUUAUUUACUCGUUUUGAUUCAAUUUAUUUGUUUGUUCAUGUAAAAUUUAUGUAUAGUUUUUAGAGUCUCUAAGCAUUAUUAGUAAAAGUGUUUCUUCAGUUCUUACAGAACUUAGUGGUCUUUCAAUAAUGUAUUUCUUUAAUGAUUUUUAUUUGUUAUUUCAUUUUAUUACAUGUGUAAACAUUUUUUAUUAUUUGUAUAAGAACAGUCUAGUGACCAAAUCCUGAAUAGCGAUUACUUAAAGAAAGCUAAAAAUAGGGUUAUCUGAAAUGGUUUGAUCAAAACUAUAAAGUAAUUAUAAAAGUAGGAGAUAUAUGAAAUAUAAGUUUGUUACAGUUUAUGUACGAGGGUUUAAUGGAAUGUAUAUUGAAACUGAUAAAUGAUAAUUUUGAAAGUGACUGAAAAUAUAAAUGAAUUAUGUCUGUUUAUAAGAAUAGAUAUACAUGUAUAUAUAUUCAUGGACAGACAAUUUCUCUGACCUAGAUGGAAAGGCCGUUUUAAAGCAGUCAGCUUCUGAGUACUGUCUUGUUGACAUUUUAUUAUCUUCUAUUAAUUAUUUUUAAUCACAUUUUUACUAGUCAUUGUUUUUUGCAAAAAACAACAUGGUUGACUUUUAUUUAACAGGAGGCCUGAUUAGGGACACAAACCUGUAUCUUAUAAGAUUUGACUUUUAUAAAUGAAAUAUGAGACAGACCUUUUGAACUCAAAUUAAAUCAAUUCUGAUGCAAUAGUUUUCUUUACAAAAGUGGCUGCAUUAAGCUGUACAAUGUGUAACAAAUAUAAUGAAUUGUAUGUGUAAUAAUGUAAUUGUAUGUGUAAUAAUGUAAUUGUAUGUGUAAUAAUGUAAUUGUAUGUGUAAUAAUGUUGAUCAAAUCUACUUUCUUUAGAAGUCAAAUAUAUUUGAAAGUAGCAUGAUUUUUAAAUCAAAAAUAUAUUGUUACAUAUUGUUUCAACAAUGUGAGAAUUAAUUCAGUACACAUAUUUCUUAAAAACGUUGCUGUGUGAUAUGCUUAUUGUAAGUUAUUGUUGCAAGUCUUAAUUUUUAAUGAUUUCUUAAAGCUGAACAUUUUCAGUUUAAAUACUUAUGAAAUGGUAACUUUUUUUUUCAUUCACACAAUAUUAUAAUAUAUUUUCUUCCUCAUUAGGGUUAUUCUAGAAAAAAAAAUACUUGGUUGGUUGUUUCUUCAUUUUUGGGGAACUAUUUAUAGAAUUUCAAUAGUUUUCUGUAAAGUAUAAACAACAGUGAAACUGAUGAAACAACCCCCACCCUCCCUUCAAGGUUAAAACAAAUUAUGUGGAGUUUCAACCUUCCCAGGAAUUAAUUUCUGGGAAAGCCCUUGAUCCCUUUUCACAAUAUAAACCAUAUAAAUGAUACAUUUUACUGAAUGAAUUGUAAAUACCAAUUUGAUUAUGAAUAGAGAGUGAUUAUUUUUAUAACCAACGUUUAAUAUUUUUUUAUUCUGAUAUUCAUUUUAAAGAUGUUUUAUUCAAAUUAUUUUUGUAUGAUAAAACAUUUUGUGUUACAUAUUUUUUUUUUUACACUUGUUCAUUUUAACCACUGUUUUAUGUGUGAUAUAAGAAAUUUUAUGGUUCUAUGAUAUUUUGCAUUUAAUUUUUUUGCUCUUAUUCUUAUAAUCUUUUCAUUGUUGUAUUUUUAAACCAUUUCAGAAACCAUUGCAUAAAAUAUAAAACUUACUGAAAUGCCUAAGUUACAUAUAAUAUGGAUUGUAAAUUUAGACUGAAUAAGGAGUUCAAUAUUUUGUAGUUCAGAGACAGCAGUUUUAUAUUUGAAGAUUCACGGGUAUCAAAUUGUUGGUUAUUGAGUUUAUUU